Molecule: messenger RNA, 2628 nt
Organism: Seminavis robusta
Lineage: Eukaryota; Bacillariophyta; Bacillariophyceae; Naviculales; Naviculaceae
Source: the annotation of a GenBank genome assembly
CGUUCUUUGAUUGAGGGACUGAUCGCUGAGUGACGAGUGAACGCAAUGCACUCGACAGCUCCUUGACAAUUUUGGGGAAACUUUUGUCUCCGCUUCAUACCAAAACACUCCCCGUUCUCUGCAACGAAAUACUUCUGGCUCUCGCUAGCUACCGGUACCGGCUUCAAUAGCUUGUGCAAUUGGCCUCACCAUUUCUUGGUGAUGAAUCAUCGUGAGUUUUGGUAAAUAGACACGGCCCGGUUCCAACUCCCAAAGAAGACUGAACGUUAAACCCAAGUAGACAGCUAGCUAACUGCUAGCAAAUAAUUUGACGGCUACCAGCUGUGAGUUGGGUUCCAAUCUAAAAACUAUUCCCGCCCUUGGCUGCUCAGAGUAGUAGAGAAAGCCAUUCUGUACCGGUAUCCCGUUACAGGUACCAAUACCGCAUGACGGUGGGUGCUUCGGUCUCCUCGAGAUCCGAGCCGUCAAAGGACGGUGUCUCCUUCCAGCUUGCCUGGCUUAGUAACAGCCAAGACUUGACACCGUCAGCUCCGAGCACGGAAGAGACAAAGUGACGCUGCCGCACAGCGUCGUGCCCUGUCGACCAUGGUCUUCCUUUUUAGUUGGAACGUUGCCGGUCUUUCCACGGUGGUACAUAGAAUUCAUGCGUCCUACAGUGACGGUGCCAAAGAAGGCAGUGGCAGCAGCAGCAAAAACCAAAAAAAGGGGUUGGGUGGACAUUGCCGUGUCUUCGCAGGAUAUUUUGAAAGGCAUGCAUCACCAGAGAUUGUUUGCUUGCAGGAAGCAAAAAUUCCCAAGUCACAACUCACCAACAGAUCAGAGCCAAGAGGAUGUGCCAAUGUGGAAGGAUAUGAAUCAUUCUGGUCUUGUCGCCUAGAUGAUCCGAGCAAAGGAAUGAAUGGAGUUGUCACCUAUGCAAAAAAGGGGACUGUCAUUUCAGCAGAUGCAUUUGCCUUGGGAGACCCAAAAUUAGAUAAUCAGGGACGUUGUGUGUUGACGGACCAUGGCAAUUUUGUUGUUUUUAAUGUUUAUGUCCCUGCGUCUGGAUCGCACUCUGUAAAGGACAAGAUGCGCUUUCUGCAGGCUUUGCAGAGAGCCAUGAAAAAGCAAAGAGAAGUACAUAACAAGGCAGUUAUUCUCACUGGAGAUUUGAACAUUUCUCAUGGCAAAUUGGAUGUUUACUGGAAAGAUCUUGUGCUCCAUGUCAAUGAACUUCUACGGCAAGUCCAGCAACACAGACAAACCAGUGCAACUGCUGCAACCACAACAACUUCCAAUUCACGAGAUGAUUUCCCUCGUUGGAAGCGACAAUUGGCGGAGGCAUGGCCUCUCAUUGUGGAAACCAUGAAAACGAAGGAAGUUGUUCCCAGUCAAACACAAAAUUCCAAAACAGGUGAAAAGUUUGACAAGUUUCGUCUGCAAGUCACCAUGAGCAACCCAACAAGAAUCGUUCCCCUGGGAAAGCAUUGCAAUGUCAAAGAAUAUUGCUUAUAUGGAUAUUGUUUUGAUGAGAUGGGGUUCUACAUUGACCCAGACACUAAUGCAGUGAUUCCAACGCAACAAGAGAACUCUGUUGCCCUUUCCAUCUUGCAAGAGCUGAUGUUCAAAAUUGCAAAAGUUGAAUGGAGUGAUGAAACCUUGAAAACGAUUGCUGAUUCCUCUGAUGCUGGACGAAUGUGUUGUAAUCCAUUUCGUCAAUGGCUCAGCAAACUCUUGGAAGAAGAUGACAUGGUUGAUACAUUCCGCCAUUUUUACCCCUCAGCACGUGGUCGUUUCACAUGCUGGGACCAAUACACAAACAGGAGAUAUGAGAAUGAUGGUACCCGGAUUGAUUAUGUCAUUGUGGACCGGUCUUUGUCAGCAUUCCUUGAGAAAGGAGGGCCUUUGCGAACCGGUGAGACCUUUGUUGGGAACAAGAACAAUCCACCAAUCAAAAAAUCAGAUCCAGAUGCAGCUGUUGCAAUGAUGGAUCCACUUACCGAAGAGGCAGCCUUGGCAGCAGCCACUGCUCGAGGCCAAUUUCGGAUGGCUGCCUUUGAAGGUGGUGGGAUUGCCGAAGCAACACAACGAACAUUGGACACACAGUUUGGACCACGGCACACAGGAAUUGUUUACACUCCCCCUUCCUUCUCAGACCAUGUGGCAGUGUCUCUGUUACUGGCUGGUGGCUCUGGGGACACUGCAAGUGACGGGGAUCCACCAAGCCACUGGAGAUGCAAAGGAUGGGGUAACUUGGUUCUCGCAGGCAAUGAUCCUGCCACAAAGAAAGCUCAGCCACACAAAGUCCAAAAAUCUAUAGCCUCCUUCUUUGGCAGGCAGGGCGGCACAGGCUCCAACAAAUCAACAGUCAGCAGCAAACCAAUCAUACCAAAGCUGCCUAAAAAGAGGCCAACAAUUGAGUCAUUUUUCCAACCCAAAAGUGAGACACCCCAAGGAAAGGGCACUGUGGGGCAAGCAAGGGUGGCGACCAGGACCAGCAAGAGGCAAAAGAAGAAAGGAACAGUGCCCUCGAUCUUGAGUCACUUUUCAAAGAAAUAGAUUUUAUGGAGCUUUAGUAGCUGAACUUGGCACUGUAUCUGAGCUGUCAUGCAUCAUUCUAAGUGUAGCUGGCUGGAACCUGAUGUACCA